AGUACUGUUUUAUGCACACGUUUCUUAGGUCGUAACUUCUCUCUCCUACUCUGCAAACAUGGGGCGUAUGGAGGUGGAGAAGCUUCGAUAUCUGGAGCGAGAAGAUUUCCGAGUUUUGAUAGCUGUGGAAAUGGGGAUGAAAAAUCACGAAAUCGUUCCGUUACCUCUCAUAUCAGCUAUCGCUGGUAUCCAUCGAGGAGCUGUCGCGCGUAUGCUCUCCGAUCUCUGCAAACACGGCUUGGUGGCAUUUGAGAGAAGCAAGAAAUAUGACGGCUAUCGUCUCACCGUUUUGGGUUACGAUUUCUUGGCGUUGAAAGCACUAUGCACUCGUGGUGUUGUUGGCAGUGUAGGCAAUCAGAUUGGAGUUGGAAAGGAGUCAGACGUAUAUGUGGGUGGAGAUCCGGAAAGAAAUGAUCUCUGUCUCAAAUUUCAUCGUCUUGGUCGGACGUCUUUCCGAAAAAUCAAAGAGAAGCGCGAUUAUCAUAAGAAACGACAUGCAGCAUCAUGGCUGUAUUUGAGUAGGCUCGCAGCCACAAAGGAAUAUGCAUUUCUCAAAGCACUGGCCGAACAUGGCUUUCCUGUUCCUCGGCCUGUGGAUGUGUGCCGUCAUCUUGUUGUGAUGGGACUGAUUGAAGGCGACACUUUAUGCCAUGUUGAUCACGUUGAAGACGUUGGAGGACUAUACGAUAGAUUAAUGUCACUUAUAGUGAAAUUUGGGCGACACGGUUUGAUACAUGGAGACUUCAACGAGUUCAACGUCAUGCUAUUAGAGGGUGAGAAAGUCAUCGUCAUUGAUUUUCCACAAAUGGUUUCUAUAGACCACCCAAACGCUCAGUUCUACUUUGAGAGAGAUGUCGAAUGUGUUAGGACCUUCUUCCGGCGAAAAUUUGGUUAUGACUCCGAUGACUUCCCAAAGUUUUCUGAAGUGACUCGUAAAUACAACUUGGAUGUUGAGUUGGAAGCAAGUGGAUUCACCAAACAAAUGCAGAUUGAUUUGAAUAAGGCUUAUGAUAGCGGCAAUUUUCAAGCACAUCAAGAUUUUGAUGAUUCCGAUGAAGAUGAAGAGACAGAUGAAGUAGACGUAAAUGCCGCUUCUGAGAGUGAAAGUGACAGCAGUACAAUUCAAGACGAGGAUGUUGACAAGGAACAAUUACGGGAAGAAGAAAAGCUAAGAAUGAAUGAAGCAAAGCUGCUGUCGCAGUCUGAACGUUUUAACAAUUGGCUUGGAGACGCUACAACACAACUUGAAAAACUAGUCGUUGAAGAGGCUGGGUCCAGUGAUGGCGACAGUUGCCCUCUACUAAUGCAUCCAAAAGAAGUCGAUAGGAAGGAAGAACAUCGACCGGAACGUGAGCCCUACGUACAAGCCCGUGAAGAACUUGAUCGCAUUGAAGCGCAGACUGCAGAAGAGCCACAUACGAGUGAAGACGCGCAUGCAUCGCAUCGAUCCAGAAAAUUGCGGGUUGCUCCAUCAGUAACGUCUACAACGUCCACUAUCCCACCAGAAGAGAUCAAACGAAGAGUUGCCCUCGAAAAACUUCGAAAUAAGGAGAAAACGAAACUUCGUGUCAAAGGCAAGCAGAUACAAAGGGUGGAUAUAGGACAUCAUAAAAGACGACUCCAGCUGGGGGAAACCGACUGUACCAACAGUAUGAAGGAUAUGGCACAAAGCAAUGCUAGCAUACCCGAUGAUUUUGAGAUGCCUAUCAGCGCAUUCGAUAUUCCUCGUUGUUAUCAAGGUGAUCUCUCUGCAGUUGUUAUUACCGAAGGACUGGUUCGUGAUCGAGUGAGAAGGCUAGCCAAAGAUAUCCACGAAACUAUUGGCGACAGCCAAUUGUCUUUAUUAUGUGUGCUGAAAGGAUCAUACAAAUUCUUCAACGCAUUAGUGGAUGAGCUUUCAAAUGCUCGAUGGACUUGCAAAGAGCCAAUGACAGUAGAUUUCAUACGUGUAAAAAGUUACGAGGAUGAUGCUAGCACGGGCAAAGUUCAGCUAGUUGGUAUGAGUAAUCUAGAGGAACUUCGAGGAAAGAAUGUUUUGGUUGUUGAUGAUAUCGUAGACACGGGCCUUACCCUAUCAAAGCUCCUUCACACUUUAGAAGGUUAUGGAACCAAGAAGAUCUGGACAGCAUUGCUGCUUUCUAAACGUGUGCCAAGAAAAGUAAACGUUGCUGAGGACUUUGUGGCUUUCAACAUCCCCGAUAAGUUUAUCGUUGGUUAUGGCCUUGAUUAUAAUCAGAAGUUUCGUGAUCUCAGUCAUAUAUGCGUAAUGAGCCCAGCUGGAGUCGAAAAAUACAAAAACAGUUGAUGGUUUUACAUUAGAACGCUAGCUAGAUAUAGUGCUUGUUUUAACAUAAUAUUAGAAACGUGUUGUUGAGCUCUGCAUUUGUUGCUUUGCUACCUUUGCUACCUUGUCAGUGAUCAACGUGCAAAUAUCUCUAUCGACUCUGAUAUCGCUUUACUUACGUCACCAGAAUAAUAAAUCAGGAAGAGCU
This is a messenger RNA of Cylicocyclus nassatus, 2492 nucleotides long. Lineage: Eukaryota; Metazoa; Nematoda; Chromadorea; Rhabditida; Strongylidae. The record is from the annotation of a GenBank genome assembly.